AUGACGGCUGUAGAUUUGGAAAAACAGGAGCUAUACGGGGGGGCACUCACUUCAUCAGUGCCAGUGAAUUUCAAGGAUGCCAGUUUUUUUCGCCAGGUGCCCGACACCCAAGAGGUAUUUGUUAGCGAUGAUAAUGAAUAUCUAAAUCAUUCGAUGGUUUUCGACAUUAUGGAAAUGGUAGAAGGUUGUAAAUCUACCAAAGAUGCUGCUGUUAUUCAUUUGAAUGAAAUCUCCAGUUUAAAUGGAGUCGAUGGUAGAUGUAAAAUUUUGAGUAUAGACGAGACGACGGUUUCCAACGGAGAUGUAAGCGACGACGAAGCCAUUAUCUUGACAGCUGUGGAACCGUCGCGAAAAUGGGGUAGAACAGAACCUUCAAAUGGAGUUUUACUUCUAGUACUUGGUCUCAUUCGUAUUACAAAAGUGACGGCUGAUAUUCUUAUUUCCUAUAACGUUCCAAUCACUGAUCCUGAUCAAUUAAAAGAUCUACAGGAGUUGGUUUAUAAGAGCAACACAGAAGGCCAUAGUCCAAGUAGCCAAAGCGUGUUAUCAGAUACAACGACACCUGCAACAAGUAUAUUGGACACAAUUAAUGUCGCUCGUUCCAGAGUAGGUGGGGCCAUGGCAUCUUUUGUAGUCAACGACUGGAGCUUGUUCGGCUGA
Molecule: messenger RNA, 660 nt
Organism: Sugiyamaella lignohabitans
Lineage: Eukaryota; Fungi; Ascomycota; Dipodascomycetes; Dipodascales; Trichomonascaceae
Gene: MOG1
Product: Mog1p
Exons: 1
Coding region: 1-660 (219 amino acids)
Biological process (GO): protein import into nucleus
Cellular component (GO): nucleus
Molecular function (GO): small GTPase binding; guanyl-nucleotide exchange factor activity
Source: RefSeq, a predicted model, not a curated record